AUGAUCAAACGCCCCAAGUAUCACUUCCACACUACCAACAACAUGGAUGAUAUAAUUGAUCCUAACUCCAUUCACACUAUGCAUAUGUCUUCAACAAGGCCUAAUCAAUCUUUAUCACCCUUUCAACAAUCUCAUUUCAAUUACCCAAAUUCAAUAAACAGAAAUUCAAUUGAUGUCGAGUUUCCAACAUGCUCAGACUAUAAUGCUAAUUUAGCCAAUCAGAAUAAAGCUUCUCCACCCAAAAAGGAGAAAAAGAAAGUGAAACAUUGGACCAAAGAGGAACAUGAGUUAUUUCUACAAGGACUCCGACUGUAUAAUAAAGGAGAAUUGAAGAAUAUUGCAAAACAUGCUGGUACAAGAACUUCAACUCAAGUUGCCAGUCAUGCUCAAAAACACUUCAAUCGCCAAACUCUUACCCCCGAAAAGAGAAAAAGAAAAAGCAUCUAUGAUAUGACCUUAGGGGAAUAA
Molecule: messenger RNA, 468 nt
Organism: Cicer arietinum (chickpea)
Lineage: Eukaryota; Viridiplantae; Streptophyta; Magnoliopsida; Fabales; Fabaceae
Source: RefSeq, a predicted model, not a curated record